AUGGCGGUGCUGAGCCGGACCAGCACAGUGACCCUGAAGUAUCUGGUGGGGCCAGCGCUGACUGAUGCCGGGAGUCUGUCCUCUCCCCUGGGUGUCCGGUCCACCCCAGUGACUCUCAAAGUCCUGGAGGAGCGAUCUUUCCUGUGUUGUUGGUGUUUGGCAGUGUGUGCUGGAUGGCUGCUGUUGCUGUACGUGCUGCUGUGCUGCAGGGUCGCCGCUGUCCGAGCGGCGCCUCUUUGCCCUGACGCUCAGUCCAGGUGUGAUGUCCUGCCGCUGGCCAACCUGUUUGACCGGCUCAUUCAGCACUCAGCUCGGAUGCAUGGUUUUUCAAACGAUCUCCACUCACAGUUUGAGCUUUACUUCUGGCCUCCUAGAAAUCAGGUUGGUCGGGUCAGCCGCAACUGUCACACCUCGACCAUACUCACCCCGAACGGCAAGGACAACGCUCAGAGAAUGGCACAGGAGGAGCUGACUGAGGUGAUUCUGAAGCUCCUGGUGGCGUGGAGAGACCCUCUGCAGCAUUUCCAUCAAAACAUGGCUCACCACCACGACUUCAGCCACUCCAGCUUCAACAAAUCUCUGGAAAUGAGUAACAUGGUCCGUGAGCUUCGCAAAGGAGUCCAGAAAGUAGUUGAGAAGAUGCAGAUGUUGGGAAUGAUGAGUAACUCAAUCAGCAGCGUAGCGUCUCCUGAGGCUUUGCUGCCAUCUGAUGGCGCUGAAUGGCAGCUCAUGAAAGACUAUGACCUCCUCUACUGCUUCCGUCGGGAUUCCAAUAAGGUGCAGAACUACCUGAAGAUCCUGAAGUGUCGCAUUGUUCCACAGCACGGCUGCUGA
Messenger RNA from Salarias fasciatus (jewelled blenny), 834 nucleotides. RefSeq names its product prolactin 2 (gene prl2). Bases 1 to 834 code for a protein of 277 amino acids. Gene Ontology annotation, biological process: response to nutrient levels; positive regulation of receptor signaling pathway via JAK-STAT. Lineage: Eukaryota; Metazoa; Chordata; Actinopteri; Blenniiformes; Blenniidae. The record is from RefSeq and is a predicted model, not a curated record. Gene Ontology annotation, cellular component: extracellular region. The transcript is spliced from 5 exons. Gene Ontology annotation, molecular function: hormone activity.